AUGGAGAACCAACACAUCGACUUCGACGGGGCCAUCUACGGUGUAGACGGUGCCUUUGACCCAUCCUUCGACCCGAACCGACAAACCUACAACUUCUCACAGACGUGGCCGCUGCCAAUCUCGCCGGGAACCAUGACACAGCAACAACAACACCACGAUGGCAGCCAGCAGCACCAGCAGCAGCAACAUCAGCACCCGCACCAGCAGCAGCGACGCCUCAACAACGCAGCCGCGUCUACCGCGCACAACUCACACCCGAGUACCACGAGCAUUGCUCCUCUCCACAUGGGCCUCGGCUUUCCCGCGGGCAUGCAACCGAUGAACCCCAUGCUCGCAACUUGGAUGAACAUCAACACAGAUGGUUUUGCACAGGAUAGCUUUGGACAGGGCUCAAUGGGAAUGGGCGCAGGAUACAGCACAUACGGAGGACCAUUGGAGACUUCGCCUGUCGAGUUCGGCAUUAACUCGCACAUGAUGAACUCUAUGUCUAUGGCACCCAUGAACUUCAUGACUACAGCCAGCAUGGACGGAUUGCCUACCACACUGACCACUGCACCCUUCCAGAUGGCAGACUUCCAGCACGAGUUCACGCAUCUCGGAAACGCGCCCGGCGAGUACACCGCUCACUCGAACGCGCCCACCGCCAGCGUUGGCACGGGCUCACCCGGCGAGAACUGGAUGGAAAUCCGUUCGCUCUCCAGCAGCGACAAUGGCUGGGUCGACGUUGGCCUCGGACACGGUCACCGCAACUCCUACGACUACUCCGAUAGUUCUGCCAUCAUUUUCAACCCAGCCCAGUCACUCCACAUCCGCACUGGCUCCGACUCGUCAAAUUCGAACCAAUCAGACGUGCCACGAUCCGCCCACUCCUUCAGCAGUUUUGAGGAGAUACAGUUCCCAAUGCACUCGCCUCAAUCCGAGACCGAUAACCAUCUCGAGCUUGUGCACUCGCAUCAUUCGCACCACUCGCACAGCCACUCGGAAAACUGCAACCACUCGCACGGGCUCCAAAUGAGCGAUGACUUCGCCAACUACAUCUCCCCCACACAGUCCGUCAGCCCUCCCAUGGCGCGAGUAGAGCCAAUUGUCAUAAAACAAUCGUCGUCAAACACGGCGUCGCCAACCUCGUCCGCCGUCAGCUCGCCACCGGCUCGCCGCAGGAAGUCUCCUGCAACAGCGACGGGAUCGAAGCCUGCAAAGACCAUUGUCAAGAAGACACCCGCUCACACCACGAAGAAGGACGCAACUGGCGAGAAGCGCGUCGGAAGGAGACGGGGACCUCUCAGGCCCGACCAGCGACAACAGGCUCACGAGAUCCGCAAGCUUCGCGCAUGCCUGAGGUGUAAGUUCCUCAAGAAGACUUGUGACAAGGGCGACCCGUGCGCCGGUUGCCAGCCUUCCCACGCGCGUCUCUGGCAGGUCCCGUGCACACGCAUUGACAUCAAGGACAUUGCGUACUUCAUGAAGGACUGGAAGGCCGACUACGAGCGUCACGUCAGCCUUGGCUUCUCCAUCGGUAACAUCAAGGGUUUCUCGACAUCAGAGCGUCUGAUCUACGUUACCCACGGCUAUGGCCACUACCUUCCCAUCAUGGCCCGCGAUGUCUACGUCCGUGACGAGAAGUGCUUCGGUGUCGACUGGCACGAGACCCUCAACGGUCUCCAUUUCGAGAUCAACACCGCCAAGCUGUCCGCCGGUAUGGAGGGCAUCUCACGCGCUAUGCUCUCUGACUACCUUGACCGCCACAUCGACGGUGGUUUCGAGCAGUUCGUUGAUGAGUACUUUGAGGGCACCUACUUCGUCACCGAGUUGUUGAAGACUGCCUACCGUUUCUACUGCCGCGAGAAGCUUCCCGUCAUCCGCAAGGCGCUCAAGCUCGUCCUUGCCUACAACCUGACUCUCCACGUUACCAUGAUUGAGGGUCUCGGUGACGAGGACAACACGCCUGGUAAGGUCGAGGACCAACAGUCCAAGUUCUCUGGCAAGACCAUCGCGCCUGUCAUGAUCAACUUCCAGGUCAAGUGUGCUCUUGCAGACAUGUGGCGUGAGCUGCAGAAGGAUGUCCUUGAGGAGCUGUCUUCCCUCUACCAGUCGGUCUACAGUGGCGACAAGCUGAAGAACUGGCCUACCAUCUUCAUGCUCGCUGCCAUCCUUCUCGCAGUCUGGGAGCUGAUUCAGUUCGACUGCAACUACCGUGUCCCUGACCUCGGUGCCGUCAACAAGUUCUGUGGCGAGAUGGAGGGCACACCGGUUGGUGUCAUUGUUGGUCUCUUCUCGGCCAUCUCCCAGAAGCUCCCCUCCUUCACUGAGUGGGAUUCGAGGAAACACCACCACCUGCUCAACUCGAACCCGGCUGUCUGCGAUGCCAUGACCGAGGUUCGCGCGCACGUCACUAAAUAUGAAACGUACCUCCGUUCAAGAAGUGACUGCAAGUUCGACCGUACCGACUUCGACUCAUUGUCGAACAAGUUCCUCUCGAAGCUUGUCAUCAGGGCCAACUAA
Molecule: messenger RNA, 2502 nt
Organism: Alternaria arborescens
Lineage: Eukaryota; Fungi; Ascomycota; Dothideomycetes; Pleosporales; Pleosporaceae
Exons: 2
Coding region: 1-2502 (833 amino acids)
Biological process (GO): regulation of DNA-templated transcription
Molecular function (GO): zinc ion binding; DNA-binding transcription factor activity, RNA polymerase II-specific
Source: RefSeq, a predicted model, not a curated record